AUGACGCUUUCUUUCUUUUCUUUCUUUCUUUUUUCUUUCUUCCUUUCAUUCUGUUUAUCUUUUCUUUCUUUCAUUUCUUUUCUUUCUUUUUUUCAUUUCUUUUCUUUCUUUCUUUCUUUUACAUUUCACUUUUCGAUCCUUUCUAUCCAUUUCUAUUGUUUUUCUAUCAUUUUUCUAUCCUUUUCUUUCCUUUUCUCUCCUUACUUAUCCUUUCAAUUGUUUUCUAUUCUUUUCUAUCCUUUUUCUAUCCUUUUCAUCCUUUCUAUCAAUUUUCAUUGUUUUUCUAUCAUUUCACUAUCCUUUCCAUCCUUUUCUAUCCUUCUUAUCCUUUCCAUCCUUUUCUAUCUUUUUCUGUAUUUUUCUAUCCUUUUCUCCCUUUUCUAUCCUUUCUCAAGUCAGUCUUGUGACUCAAGAAUUUCGCUUUUUCUUCUUUUCUUUCUUUCUUUCUUCCGUUCAUUCUUCCAUUCUUUCUUUCUUCCAUUCAUUCUUCCAUUCUUUCUUUCUUUCUUUCUUUCUUUCUUCCUUUCUUUCUUUCUUUCUUUCUUUCUGUGCGCAAAAUUGUCUUUUAAUUCAAUUUUCUCGAUCCACAGAGAGAAUCGGUGGGCCACGUGCACUCGCUCUCGCUUGUUCAAACGAACGCUGAGAGUGGGUCGACGUGGCCAGUGA
Messenger RNA from Acanthosepion pharaonis, 666 nucleotides. The record is from the annotation of a GenBank genome assembly. Lineage: Eukaryota; Metazoa; Mollusca; Cephalopoda; Sepiida; Sepiidae.